Penicillium salamii is the source of this 1611-nucleotide messenger RNA. The record is from the annotation of a GenBank genome assembly. NCBI's taxonomy places the organism in Eukaryota, Fungi, Ascomycota, Eurotiomycetes, Eurotiales, Aspergillaceae.
AUGACUUCUCCGCGAAGGGCAUCCCCCGUCUGUCGCCAUGGAGACUCCCUCGAUGUCACCCUGACGCGAAGCUUCACUGCAAACGCCGAACAAUAUUCCACUUCGAUCAUCGCAACGAAUAUCGCACCCGUCGGCGACGAGACGCAAUUACCAGAGUAUGAAGUGAACUGGGUCGAUGGAGACCCCGAAAACCCUCGGAAUUGGUCACUCACGUACAAGGCACUUGUGGUGGGAUCAAUGGGAUUUGGAGCCACAGUCAUCGCUCUCGCCAGUACCUGUUAUUCAGUGACGAUUCCCGGCCUGGAAGAAGAAUUCGGCAUCACAAAGAUGAUCGGGCUUCUGGGAAUCACCACAUAUCUUUUGGGAAUGGCAGCGGGAAGUUUGCUGCUAGCUCCUUUGAGUGAAAUGUACGGUCGUCGUCCCGUGUAUUUCGCCUCCGUGGGUCUGUUCACAAUCUUGACUUUGCCCGUUGCAUUGGCCCGGAACAUUGAGGCAAUCUUGAUAUGUCGGUUUUUCAGCGCCUUUUUCGGCAGCGCCAUGAUGUCCAAUUCGCCUGGAUCGGUCAGUGAUAUUGUUUCAGAUCAUCACCGGCCUAUGGCGUUCGGUUUCUGGGCUAUUGGUCCAUCCAAUGGACCAGUUCUCGGAUCGAUCAUCGGCGGUUUUGUCUAUCAAUAUCUUGGUUGGCGAUGGACGAACUGGAUCAUCAUGAUAUUGGGCGGGUUGUCAUUUGGCUUAUUGGCCUUAGUCAAAGAGACAUAUACCCCCAUCCUGCUUCGCAAGCGAGCACAGAAGAAGAGGGAUGAUACCAAUGACUCGAAAUGGUGGAGUUCUUAUGAUAAUAAUCUGCCUUUCCUCACUUUCUGUCGUAUUAACAUCAGCCGCCCACUUGUAAUGUUAUUAACGGAGCCUAUUUGUAUCUUCUGGGACUCAUACGUGGCCAUCUCAUAUGGUAUCCUCUACCUCUGUUUCGUCUCGUACCCAAUUGCCUUCCAAGUCAACCGAGGCUGGUCUCCAGGCAUUGGUGGCCUUUCAUAUCUUGGAAUCGGAUGUGGUACAUUGGCUACCAUAUGUUUGGAGCCUGUUUUGCGUUUUUGGAUCCAUUCACAUCCAAAGGAUCCCGAAACAGGAGUUGUGCCACCAGAAGCCACCGUGAAGCCGAUAACAAUCGGGGCUAUUCUUCUAGCCGUGGGCCAAAUUUGGUUCGCUUGGACUUCGACACCGAACGUGCACUGGAUCGUGCCAAUUUUGGCGGGAAUUCCGUUCGGAGCUGGAAAUGCCGCUUUGUUCAUUUAUUCCAGCAACUAUCUUGCUCAUUCUUAUGGGCAAUACGCUGCCUCGGCUUUGGCAGGAAACACAGUUGUGAGGAGCAUCAUGGGUGCCGUUUUGCCACUCGCGGGCCCUUCCAUGUACGCCUCGCUGGGGCUGAAUUGGGGUGGUUUUCUUUUAGGGAUGGCGGAGGCAGUCUGUAUUUUGAUCCCUUUCGUUUUCUUGUAUUACGGCCACAGAAUCCGGCAGUCAAGCCCAUUGAUUCAGCGAAUGCAGCAAGAGAAGAAGGCCAGUUUUGCGGCGACAUUGGACUUUGGAGAAGAUCCAGAAUCCAGCGCUCGCUGA